Colletotrichum lupini is the source of this 948-nucleotide messenger RNA. RefSeq lists its product as uncharacterized. Lineage: Eukaryota; Fungi; Ascomycota; Sordariomycetes; Glomerellales; Glomerellaceae. The record is from RefSeq and is a predicted model, not a curated record. The transcript has 6 exons. Bases 1 to 948 code for a protein of 315 amino acids.
AUGAGCUCCCCGACACCUCCCGAGCCGUUUGAGGAGUCGGAGAGCCCUAGUACUGUACUCACCGAGCUUUUAGGCAAUGAGGACUUGUCCACGUGGGAUCCGCUAGGCUGGCCUCCGGUCGAUCUGCUGAUUGAGACAGAUCAGAUUUCAGCCCUUGUUGAUACAGCCCUUCAAGACAUCAACCCCAAUUUGCUCGAUUGUUUUGAGAUCAAUCACUUGUUUCAACCUACGCACUACCCAAAUUACGAUGAGGAUGAAGCCCAUAUCAACCAUGCCGGGGAUAGGGUCCAGAUAUCGGCUAUGGAGACCGAGUCAUCCUAUAGCACUCAGCAACAUUUCAUGGUAGAGAUUUCUGCUUCUACUGAAGACCCAUCCGACAUCUCCAAUACCGACGCGAGUACCUUCGGGGAGCAAUCAAGCCUGUUGUUUGUUGUUGAUGUAUCCCACCCAGGACGUGUCUUCUGUCUCAAGCACCAAAAGUGGUAUGAGGCGGGUGAAAAGUUUCGGCGACAUGAAAAACGACACCGACGACGGGUCAAAUGCGGUUGCGAAAAGUGCUCCAUGACAUUUGCAACAUCCAAGGAGCGGAACGAGCACUCUUAUCGCUAUCACAAGAAGUGGUCUAAAGAGAAUAACAUACCUGAUCCGAGGCGACGUUGCCAAGUAUGCCGAACAAAAUUGUCAAAGGCGUCCUACAUCAAGAGACAUUUAAAACGAUCUCCCGGCUGCAAUGCAAUCCUCGGAGGAUUGCCCACCAAGGAUCAAACUCUCAUGCUCUGGAAAACGUAUAUCCAUGUAGGGGUUUGUGUCAUUCGCUUUGAAGACCACCUUGGGCCCUGGAUAGGUCUGAAAUUACUCAGUUCGGUUGGUCUGAGUUCCGUGCCGGAUCCGAAGGCUCGCAGCUCAUCGUUCGCUGGGAACCAGGCAAAACAGGACAAGACUGAAUAG